AUGACACUUGACGUGGUGUUUCAUAAAGGAUUUAUAAAGGUGUUUAUUGUGCCAGAUCCAGUCUCAAAACCAGAGGUGUCGCAGACGUGUUUGUCACCAGAACAGUCUGUCGUCUGCUGCUCCACUGAGGGAGACGGAGUAGAGUUCAUUUGGAGUUUGGACAACAACAUAUUGAUACAGACCAGAGCUGAGAGCACAAAUAAACCGACAUCUGAGGUUUCCAAUGUCACCAUCAGCUUACACGGCCAGCUCACUGGAAACUUAGCAUGUAUCACUCAGAACGACAUCAGCUCAGAACAAACUGUGAUCCAGCUCAGGAGCUGUAAAGCUCCAGUGUCAAAACCAGAGGUGUCGCAGACGUGUUUGUCACCAGAACAGUCUGUCGUCUGCUGCUCCACUGAGGGAGACGGAGUAGAGUUCAUUUGGCGUCUCAACAACAACAUAUUGAUACAGACCAGAGCUGAGAGCACAAAUAAACCGACAUCUGAGGUUUCCAACGUCACCAUCAGCUUACACGGCCAGCUCACUGGAAACUUAGCAUGUAUCACUCAGAACGACAUCAGCUCAGAACAAACUGUUAUCCAGCUCAGGAGCUGUAGAGGUUCCAUUCACUCUCCUUUUGUGACUGUGACUGUCGCUGUGAUAGCCAGCGUAUGCACUUUGCUUCUGCGUUUGGCUCUGUUUCUUUAUGUAAGACACUUACAUAAGACUCCAAGACCUGUGGCUGAUGAAGAUAAUGGUGAAAAUGAAAUAGUCUACUCUGAUGUUAGAGUGAAGUCUGCUACGGAAAGAAGACCCAACACAAAGUAGCAAUGUGCAGAAGAAACAUAUUGCUCAUAAUAGAUUUAAUCUAAUAGAAUUGUUGUAACUGAACUGUGUUAACAUUAACCAGAGUCAGAAAUAUAUCAGAAUACCCCAAAAGUGAAUCUUGCAAGUGCUGGGACCUUUAAAAAGGUAGCGUUAGGAAUCUUAGCUUAUACCAUCAGUUGCACUGUUCAUGUAUUCACUUCUAAUGCUUUACAGUGUGUUAUUUCCUGUUUUGAAGGAAAUUUCAUGUUCUGUACUUUUACCCUAACUUUGCUUUGAAGUUACUAUUAAGUAAAAUUGUAAACAAAAUAGCCUCUUUUAAAAUUGCUGUUUCAAUAAACUGUAAACAAACAUUGCUGUUUAAUGUUUA
This is a messenger RNA of Betta splendens (Siamese fighting fish), 1177 nucleotides long. RefSeq lists its product as uncharacterized. Bases 1 to 810 code for a protein of 269 amino acids. The transcript has 5 exons. Gene Ontology annotation, molecular function: protein binding. The record is from RefSeq and is a predicted model, not a curated record. Lineage: Eukaryota; Metazoa; Chordata; Actinopteri; Anabantiformes; Osphronemidae.